This is a messenger RNA of Cyprinodon variegatus (sheepshead minnow), 4411 nucleotides long. RefSeq names its product titin-like. The transcript has 3 exons. The record is from RefSeq and is a predicted model, not a curated record. The coding region runs from base 251 to 4411 and encodes 1386 amino acids. NCBI's taxonomy places the organism in Eukaryota, Metazoa, Chordata, Actinopteri, Cyprinodontiformes, Cyprinodontidae.
UACAUCCGCAAACUGUGCAGCGCAUCUGCUCGCCUGACCGCUCAGCAGGAAUCAGCCUCUUCCUGGUCAUAACGCACCGGACACGCGCCAAAAAACGGAAGUGCACCUAUCACAGGACCCCCGCAGAGACAGGAGCGUCUAGGAGCAGCUUUGAGGUGAAGCUUCCGAUCAUCACAUAGCGCAGGAUUUAAACAGAUGUGCUGUUUCUUCUGUUUGAUGUAAACAGUUCAACAAGGAAGGAGGUGCAAGGAUGAACCCGGAGCCUGACAGCCCCUUUUCCAGGGUGGAGAGGACCCUGGUAUCAGUCUGGUGUUACAUAACUGAAGCCGUGAGCAGAUUCCUAAGGCCACAACCAGCUGAAACAGCCAACAAUGACCCAAACUCUAUUCAGGAAUCAAACGUGGAUGAUGACGCUCCUGGCGGUAUGCAAACGGGAGCCGACACCAGCGGUGAAGAAACCUGCGAGGAACAGCCUUUUCAGACAGUUUCUCUUCUGAGUUCAUCCUCACCAGCUGUUCCCUGGGAGCAGUGCAUUGCAGAUGUUGAUGUUAAGCCUAAACAAGACCAAGAGAACAAGGAGGACAUGAGAGAGGACGAGUUUGGUCUUACAGGAAAUGACCAUGCAGAAUCAGAGGGUGAAAAUGCAUGUCAAGAGAGACAAGAAAAAAGUGAGAAAAAAAACUCUGACACAUAUGAGGAAAAUGAGACGACUGAAAACAACGAGGAACAUGCUACUGUUGGAUCUGGACAUAUGCUGUUAAAGGAUGUAGUGAGUGACGAAAUGGACUCAAGAGUUGAAGAAGUGGAACACUUGAGCGCAGAAAGACUGGAUGAAUGUCUAAAAGUGGUGGAAACAAUGAAGGAACCCCAGGAAGACGAUGGACAAGAAAAAAAAGAAGGCUUGGAGGAAGAAAGCAAGAUAAAAGACUGCAGCUCAGCAGAGAAGGAGGAAAGCAAUGCAGAGACAGAAGAGCAAAGGUACAUUAAAGCUACUGGAGUGAUGCUGGGAGAUGUUAACAUCUGUCAAGAUUCACAACAGUUGAGCCUGGAGUUUUCAGAGUUUUCCGGCUUUGCCAAGGAUGAAAAAAAAGAACCCGGUAAGUCCAAAACAGAUGAUGAGCCAGAGCAGAAGAAGAGCAGCAGAGCUGUUGAGGAUGUCCAACAAGAGGAACAUGUUGUAUCCCUUAAACCUGCAGGCAGAGAAGAUGAUCCUAGCACAAGAGAGGACCAAUUCGGCCCAAGAGCACAUGAUAGCGCAGAGAAGAUGAUCACUGAAGACAUCACAGAACAAGUUGGACCAGAGAUAACACAGUUGCACAUUUGUGUUGAAGAGAGUGUUGAUAAAACAGAAGACCAAGCUAACGCUGGAUCAAAAAAUACUGUAAAUGAGGAAAUUUGUGAAGAGAUCAAAAAAAUAAAUAAAGUAGCUGCGGCUGGGGGAGACUCUGUGGGCACAUUAACACUAUAUGGUUCUCAAGACGUGGAACAAGCAAAGGAAGACAUGGAGGAUGAGAACAGUAAUGUGGAAGUUGAUAAAGAAGAAGAUAAUGAAAACUCAAGAAAAAUGGAAGAGGAAAAAUUGUGUAGCUUUAGCAAAGAGGAGGACAGCAAUGAAGAGACAGGAGAACAAAUGGAGAGCAAGGCCCCGACUGUGAUCCCAGGAGAUGCUAAGAUAUGUGAAGAUGCUUUAGAGUUAAGCUCUAAACAGGAAAAAUCCCAAACAGAAACCCAGCACCCUCUCUGCCAAGAGUUGUCAGAUUUGGCCGAAGUUGAGAGUGUCCGGGUUGCUGACAUUAUAGAGGAAGAGCCAAAUGAGUCUGCAAAACAUGAAGAGCCUUAUAAGAAGAGUAGCCUAGCAGUUAUUGAUGUCCAAAAAGUGGAAACUGUGGUAACCCAAAGUAUUACAGCAUGCGAAGAUGACCGUGGCAAGGCAGAAGAAGAGUUUGGCCUAAAAGAAAAUAUUAGCACCGAACAGCUGAUCACUGAAGAAAUGACUGGUCAUCAAAUUGGACAGGAGUUAAGUGACAUCCAACAGUUGAACAUGUUUAUUGAAAGAGAAGGAGUUAAAAACAUAGAAGAUCAAACCAAGGCUGGAUCAGCACAUACUGAAAAUGUGUUAAUAUGUGAAGGGAUGGAAAUAAAAGAUGAGGAAGCUGCUGCAGGGGGAGACACUGUGAGCACAUUAAGAUUAGAUAGUUUUCCACAAGAGAAUGAAGACACAGUCCUGGUGGAUGAGAGCAGUAAAAUCAAGGAACACCAGGCUGAAGAAAAUGAAGAGGACUUUAAAGAAGAAAGUGGGGUAAAACUUUGGACCAUCGUCGAAGAGAAGGAAAGCAAUGAAGAGACAGAAGAGAAAAGGGAGGAUGAAGGUGCUGCAGUGAUGCUGGGAGAUGCUAACAUUUAUGAAGAGACUUUACAGUUGAGCCCUGAACUGGAAAAUAAAUCAGAAGAUGGAACACACUCAGAAGUUUUGCACAUUUUCAGCAAAGAGUUGUCAAGUUCGACCAAGGAUGACACUGACACUGAGGAGAAAGACUCUAGUAAGUCUGAAACAGAUGAAGAACCAGAGGAAAAGGGCAGCAGAGCAGCCGAAGAUGUCCAACAUGAUAAAACAGUUUUCACCCCAAACGUUACAGGCAGCAAAGAUUAUCCUGGCAUAGGAGAGAAACAGUUUGGCCUAACAGGACAAAAUAGUGCAGAGCAGCUGAUCGCUGAAGACAUGAUGGAACAUCAUCUAGAAACAGAAAAAAUGGACACAAAGCAAUUACAGACUCUUGUAGAAAAAGAAGAUAUUAAAAACACAGAAAAUCAAAUUCAGGUUGGAUCAAAUGAUACAGUAAAUGAACCAAUAUGUGAAGAGAUCGAAAAAGGAGAUGAAAGAGCUGCUCCUGGGGAAGACCCUAAGAGCACAGUCAGUCUAGAUGGUUCUCAAAUUGUGGAUGAAGCCUUGGAAAACUUGAAGGAUAAAGCUAAUAACAUCCAAGAAGAUAAACUAGAAAAGAAUGAAGAAGACAUUGAGAUGGAACAUGAGGUAAAACUGUGCACCAUUAGCAAAGAGGAGGAGAGCAAUGAAGAGGGAGGAGAGCAAAGGGAAUGGGAAGCUUCUACUGCCAGGUUGGAAGAUGCUCAGAUCUGUGAUGAUGCUUUACAGUUGAGCCCUAGACAGGAUAACUCAGAGGAGAGAAGACAGGCAGAAACUCAGCUUGUCUGCAAAGAGUUGUCAGGUUUAGCUGAGGAUGAGAUGGUUUUGGUUGCUGACACUGAAGAAGAAGACCCUAGUAAGUCUAAAAUGGAUGAAGAGUCCAAGCAAAAGGGCAGCAGAGCUGCCGAAGAUGUCCAAGAUGAAAAUACCUGUGAAGGACAUGAUGUCUUUGAAAGCAAAGAAGACCAAGCUUGUGUUGGAUCAGAUACAGGAAAAAAGGCAAUAUGUGAAGAGAUUGAAAAAAGAGAUGAAAAAGAUGCUGCUGGGGAGGACCCUAAGAGCACAGUCAGUCUAGAUGGUUCUCCAAAAGAUGAUGAAGCCAAAGACUCAAGAGAAGAGAGAAGCAACAUUCAGGAAGAUGAAGAAAAAGAAAAUGAACAAAACUUUGAGAAACAAAGUGGGAUAAAACUAUCCACAGUUAGCAAAGAGGAGGAUAAGAAUGAAGAGACAGGAGAGCAAAGGGAAAUUGAAGCAGGUGUAGUGAUGCUGGAAGAUGGUAUAAUCUCUGAAGACACAUUACAAUUUAGCCCUGAAAAACAACAUGCCUCAGAUGAGAAAACUGAAGAAUUAGAUGAGCUUAUUGAUGAGAAUGUCCAGAUGACAAUUGAAGAUGUUGGGCUAGAGGAAAAUGUCUCAAUUCCAGAGACAACCACAUUUAAAGAGGAGGAUUUGCUGGAAACCAUUAUUCAAAAUGCCACAGAGAAAAAUGUGACCAUGGAAGAUAUUUCAACAGAUGAAAAUACUGAAAUAGCAGCAGGUGAGAGGCUCUCUAUUGAAGUCAAUGAGGAGGGUUGCGUGGAAAGAGUUUGUAUAACCACUCCUGUUACUGUAAUAGCUGAAGGCGAGUCUGCACGGGAAAUAAACACAGGCUUUAACAAUAUUCCCUUGGGGGUAAUAGAAGGCCAGGCUGCCCAGUCUGCCGAGCUCGACGCUGAAGCUCAUGAGGAAACUCCAGAGGCAGUUCCUGAGUACAACAAUGACCUCGAAUCAGAUGCAAAUUCCACACAAAGCUUCUUAGAAGAGGGAAAUUCAGAGGAAAUUCAAAACACAGACUUACCAGAAGAGGUGGGGGUCUUUAAAAGCAGCAGCACAGGAGGAGCUGAAUAUUUACCGAUAGGACAAGGCAGCGCAGAGGAAAGCAGAAACGAGCUGGAAUUCAUUGAGAAGGAGCAGACUGAAACACCAAGAUCCAGAGAAGCCAAAGAGUGA